AUUUACAUUUCUGCUCAAUGUUUAAUAAUGUAUAUUUACAAAAGAUGACGUGAUGUUCUGUAAUGUUAACCAACCUUUGAAUUGUUUCAUCCAUCGCUGAAAUAUCGACAUUUAGCCAGCUUUCUGUUCAUGCACUGCUUGAUUUGUGAUUUUGAGUACUUGGUGCCAGGGGAAAAUCAACAGUAAUGCGAACGUCACCAUCGUGUUCAAUGUAUAAACAUAUCACUAGGGUGAAUUUUAGCUAGCCAGUCAAUCAUUCAUUGCAAACAAUGCCUCUGACUGUCAAAUUCGAACGUAACGUUAGCAACAAUACAAAGGCAAGCCCAAAACAAAAGCCACCUGCAACGGUACUUAGCUAGCGACUGUUAGCUGUGUAACCUCAUCUUUCAAUGAAGUGUCAUUGAUUUGUGUUAGCCACUUCAUCAUCAUUCAGCAACCAACCAACUCGUCUAGAGUUACAGCAUCACACGUUAGUUAUAAAAUACUGGCCAAUGCAAUGGCUAAUCUCAUGCGUGUACCAUAUUCAUUUCCUUUAUUUGUUUAUCAUUUUGCUUGUUUUUAUUUUUUAUAGUACUACUGAUAUUGAUUACUUCUUUGUUUGGAAAGAGCAAUAAAAGCAUUUCACUGUACUUGUGUACAAUAAAACUUAACUUGUUGAGAUGAAUAAGAAAAAGUUGGCAGAGGAACAUAUGAAUGAAUACUGGAUUGUGUAGGGAUUUAGAGGGACAGUUUUAGCAAGAUACCUUGCAGGUAGAGGGCAAGUGCUUUAACUUUUGUGCCAUAAAUACUCAGACAUCAGUCUUGGCACCCUUGUCCUAUGGUUUGAGUAGAGCAGCCCUGACUGAGAUGAACUGGGACAACCAGCUGAGCUCCAUCCUCUCAGCAGCUGAUGGCAGUGUUGCCAAGAUGAGGGAGAGACUGACCACGCCAGGGAAUUAUCCAAAAGGAAGAGAAGUUGAUCUCUAUCCAGUCAGGGAGGUGGCUAGUGUGUCAAAUUUGGAGCUCCCUCGUCUCCCCCCUCUCCCCGAGUCCUCAAUCUCUCUCCUUCCCCCUCCCUCCUCCGCUGUGCAGUGGGCAGACCUGGCAGCCGUCCAAUCACAACUACAGAUCCAGAGCCAGGCCAUAGAGUCUCUGACCCAAAGUCUUCAUGACAUGGACAGAGAGAAACACUCUCAGCAGCGCCACAUACAGGCACUACAAGACGAGGUUCGCAGGCUGCGAGAGCACGUGACGGAGAGGGAGAGAGAGCGGGAACGAGAAAGGGAUGGAGAGAGGAGAGGGUCAGGGAUGACGAGUCCAGAAGUGGAGAGAAGGAUGGAGCAGUGGAGGAGAGAGGUGGGCCGUGAGCUCAGCACUCUGAGAAGGCACAUCACCAGAGCCACAUCGCAAGGCAACCUGGAGGAGAGUUUCAGCUCUAAGCUGCGAAGGGAGGAGUUGGAUCAUUUGAGGAGAGAGGUGGACACACUCAAAACCCAGCUCAGGAGGCAGGAGGAGGACAUGUUUCUUCAGCAGUCGGAGGCCAGAGAGACGAGGAGGCAGUAUGAACACAGCUGCAAGACACUAGAGGAACUGAGAGACAGCUACAGAAACCACAGUUUUGACCUGGCCAAGACUGUUUCUCAAUACACACACACAGAGCAGGAGGUCUGCCAGAUCAGGAUAACUGUAUCAGAGCUGAAGGACGAGAUCAGGAGUCUGAUUCUCCGGGAGAGGCAUCACACACCUACUGUUACACUACACACAGCAGUUCCAGCAUUAGCUGCCUUCUCCCGCUGUAAAGAGGUCAGUGGUCAAAAGGCGGAGCCAGACUCGGACUCUGAGGACUUCAGUCCCACCCCCAGUCUGGCUGAGGUCAGCUCUGAUGACCUGUCCUGGCUGGAUGAUAGAGACACAGCUCCUCGUCUAGCAGUACCUCGGGUACGUCAGAGCUCCCAUUCUGCAGGAAAUGACCUCAGAGGACCAGGAAGUGGCCUGGACGAUGAUGAUCUUGAUGAUGAUGAUGGAAACCUGGAGUUGGGGUCAGACAGCCCCCCCGACCUCAGCCUCAAUGACCUUUGAGAGGCUUCGUCAUGCAAUAGUGUUCUAGAAUGCUAGGAGUUCUUUCUUUGAGAAGUUUUAAAUGUCUCCACAUGUGGAGACCGAUAAAGAAGUUUUUGGGCACAAACCUUAAACCCUGACUAAAGAGGAUGAUGAAAAGGCUCAACUCAGCUUGAGAAAAAGAAAGCACCUUAUUUUAUAAACUCCUACGUAAUUAUGCGCUGUCUAUUGUCGUGUCAGUGUUUUUUGGGAAAAGGUGUACGAUAGUGUUUUGUAUUACACACCAGUAGUAUUUAAUUCAACAGUGUGGCAUCAUUCUGUGAUUGCCUUAAUGAAUUACAUCUGGGGAAAGCUUUGAUUUCACUGAUGAUAUACAACUUGAUGAUCACUAGUGUUUUUGAGUCUAAGACCAUUAGUAAAACCUAAUUAAUAAGUAUGGUGGACUGAUGUUUACUUUCACUAUCUAAGGCUGAUGCAAAUCAGUGAGGUGCUAGCUCUUAUUUGGUACUGUAUUUUUAUCUAUUUACUGUAAAGUAUUGAGAUGCAGCCCAGGCCUCUCUUCCCUCUCGUCUUUGGACCACAGACAAGUCCUGCUGUGUAACAUGAGUCAGUCUGUUUAAUAUUUCAGCAGUUAGAGACUGUCUAGCCAGAUAACAACCCCCCCCCCCCCACAUGAAGGGGACAGGCCCAUGGAGCGAGGGACCACAGAUGGGCUGGGGAGAAGAAGAGGGGGGUUAAUGGAGGGGGCAAUGGGGAAGGGGUGAGACAGGGAGGGGCUUUGGCCAUAGUGAUGACACGUUUUAAUGUGGAUGAAUCAGGGCUUUCUCUUACAGUUCUAUCACACAGCCAAGUACUAGACCGCUGCUUGUUUAAAUGUUACAUUGACUCACUGUACGGCCUGUAAAACAAAUGUGAUUUUGGGGCUCCUGCAAUAAAAUUCUGGAUAAAGAGCUGUAAUAAAAUAGUUCAUUUGUUGUAGUAA
Salmo salar (Atlantic salmon) is the source of this 3019-nucleotide messenger RNA. RefSeq lists its product as uncharacterized. The record is from RefSeq and is a predicted model, not a curated record. Lineage: Eukaryota; Metazoa; Chordata; Actinopteri; Salmoniformes; Salmonidae.